This is a messenger RNA of Cajanus cajan (pigeon pea), 1408 nucleotides long. The record is from RefSeq and is a predicted model, not a curated record. NCBI's taxonomy places the organism in Eukaryota, Viridiplantae, Streptophyta, Magnoliopsida, Fabales, Fabaceae.
GAGUGUGACUCGAAAAGUAUAGAGGAGAAGAAAAUGGCGGUGGGUGAAGAACAGAAACGCAGCCCCAGAAGCGAGAAGGUAGCAUUAGCAGAUUCGAAUGGCCAAAAUAUUGCGACCCUUUUCAGCCCAAGGUUCAAAUCCGCUGCAGCUAUGGCUGGUUGGGAUGAAGAGGCUCUGUUAUUGGCCAGCCUCAUCGUUGAAGACACGCCAGACAGAGAUUCCAACCACAAGAGGCGAUUUCUUUUGCACUCCAAAACCCCACCUACCAACUCUUCAAGGAAACGUAGAGCUCAGAGGACUCCACAACCUGUAGCUAUUCUUGAUCUUGAUGAAGAAGAAACUCCCAAAAAAGAUAGUGGGAGAAAGAAGAAAGGAAAGAAAGUUAACGAGGGAAGCAAAGUAGAAGAGGGUGGGAAUGAAUUGACCGAGAAGAACAAGGGUGUCUCUUCUUCUAGUUCUGCUCUUCCCUGCAUGGAUAAACUAAGGGAAGAGCUUUCAUGUGCUAUUUGUUUGGAGAUAUGCUAUGAGCCAAGUACCACUCCUUGUGGUCACAGCUUUUGUAGAAAAUGUCUACGAUCCGCCGCUGACAAAUGUGGCAAAAAAUGCCCAAAAUGCAGGCAGUUAAUAAGCAAUGGACGAUCGUGCACUGUGAACACAGUCCUCUGGAACACAAUUCAGCUUCUGUUUCCCCAAGAAAUUGAAGCAAGGAAAGCAGCUGGUGCCUUGAAUGCUCGACAACAAGCUCAAAAUCUGAGUCCAGAAACAGCAUUUUAUGCCAACAUAAGGAAUAGAAGCACACCACCAUCUAGGGGGGCAUCAACCAGAAGUUCAAGGAGGAGUGUGGCAACAACAACAACAUCAACAACACAAGAGGAUGAGGAUGCUGCAUUGGCCAGAAGGUUGCAGAGAGAAAUUGAUGAGCAAAGCCAUGGAACAACAACAACUAGAACUCGUGUGUUGCAAAGAGUGGGGGCAAGAAGAGGAGGGAUUUCUGCAAGCCGCCAACAUGAGGAUGCAGCUUUGGCUCUCAGGUUGCAAAGAGAAGAGUUCAUGCAAACUUAUAGGAGCCAAGAACAGUCUACUACUAGUAGACUACCCUCAUCAACAUUAGCUAGAGCAAAUUUGAGGUCCUUGGCAUCUAGAGCCAUGAAUCUUAGGAUUAGUGACAGAAGAAGAUAAUAAUCUCAAUGUCAAAAAGUUUGCUUUGAGGAGACUGAUGUUGACCAUACAACAAGUUAACAGCUCCACCUUUAUUUUUAUUUUUUUUUAAUAUCAUUUUAUGGUAAUCUUUGUGCCUCAUAAUUUUGAAGUGCAUUACCUAUAGUGGUUUAUGGUGAACCACCUAAACAAAACGAAGUUCUACACGUGACAUGCACGUGAUCUCCACUAUAAUACAUUUUUUUCUUUC